CUAUUGUUGGCAGUGAGGACGCUGGGCGUAGCGGCGACGAAAUGAAGCAUGCAGCAUGCGUGGUAGCGGUGUCACGGCUGCGCGGUCUUGCCUUCAACCCCUGUUGUCCGCCAGCCGCUAUCUCGCCAUUCACGCCCUUCCCGGUGAUCCUGUCCACUUCAUCGUCGAGGCUAAGGCGAGAGUGAAGGAGGUUUAUACGCAGACAUGCACAAUUCUCUGUUCCAAACAGGGCAUGCGAGAUUGCGAACUUUUCGGUCUGGCAAUAUUGUCCGACGGCGAGUACCUAUUUGUGGAUCCCGAGAAUAAGCUGAGCAAAUACGCCCCAAAGAAUUGGCGGAACUCUCAUACAUAUGGUUUGGAUAGCAGUGGAAGACCAGUCUUUGUUCUAUACUUUCGAGUUCGUUUCUACAUCGAUACGCCAUUACUGUUAAGCGAUGACACGUCGCGGCACCACUAUUACCUGCAACUGCGCGACAAUGUCGUCAGGCAUGGCGGCGGGGUGGAGAGCCUCCAUUCUCACCAUCCCCUUCACGAACUAUCCAUCAUCACGCCGCUGCUUGUGCUCGCUGGGCUUGCCCUUCAAGCCGACCUUGGCGAUUACUCCGAAGAACGUCACAGACCGCAUGCGGGAUCUGUCGGCUACUGCAAACCCACGGAUUACCUUCCUCCCCAUAUGUGCCUUGAGUCGAACGUGCUCGCCGUGCUUGCAGCCCAGCACAGGGAGAACAGUGGGCUCUCCAGAGAGGAGGCAGAGCUGCAAUACAUCCGGGAGGCGAUGCUGUUGGAGGCGCCGCUCAACGCUCACCUGUAUCGGUUGCGCCGAAGUAAGAACGAGGCGGGGCCGGGGCGCAUACUCCUGGCAAUUUGCGCUCGCGGAGUGCGAAUCUACUCCGAGGAGGAGACACCGCGCGUUUUCGCUUGGAACAAUAUCGGCAAGCUCUCUUUCGAUCGCAAAAAGUUCGAAAUCCGAGCGGUUGACCAGCCGGAAAAAUUCACCCUCUACAGCGGCUGCGAUGACAAGAGCAAGCUUCUCUUGGGGCUUUGCCGCGACACCCAUCAGUUCUCUAUGGCUAUAGCACCUAGAGUAAACGAAGCUAUUAGGCGGGAGGAAGAAGAACGGAAAGUCUUGAGGGAUUGUUACAUGUACCCUACCCGAUGUAAGUUGAGUUUAACGGCGCGCGGUGCGCGCGGCGACCAACGAAUUUCCGUCAUCUCGAGUACAUCCUCGAACACGACGUCCGGUAUCGUCAGCGAUCGGGUGCAUAGCGAAGAUGAGCCUGAUACCGCACCAGCGUCGACCGAGUGUUUGCCACGUCUUACCGAGACGGUACCUUAUUCGGAUGGCCAGAGUAGAGUUUUAAAUGGCACGAGUGGGGAUACGGACAAUCACUCUAUGCCAUCCUCUUCCGUUUCUAUUAUUGACGAGAUUGACAACUCCGACGCGACUUCUACAUCGGUGGUACUACGCCUCGCGUCAAGUGCCGCGACCGCCGCCGAGGGCUCGCAAUGCAGCAGCAGUUGCAGCACGGUGGUCGUCGUUAACGCGUCUGCGGGCGGAACGUCGCGGAUACGCCGCGCCUCGGCGACGUCCAGUUUGGAGCUAGGCUACUCGCACACGGCGCAAAAUUCGGCGAUCUCCUCGGAGACUGCCAGCUUUCCGGGUGCUAUUUACGACAGAUGUAAGAAGACAGGUAAAUACACAGGUACCGAUAUUGCCAGUGAAACUAGCGGCGUGUACACGCUGAGAAGCAGUGAGAUCCAAGACGAAAGAAUUAGUGAUGACCUGUAUUCACCUACGGGCGACACCAACGAGUCCUCGGCGGCGAGUGAUGUUUGCGCCCUGAGCUCCGUUCAAUCGACCACUGACGAAGCGUCUAUCACGUCCGGCUUCUACACCAUUCACAGUGGAUUACGAUCCGAAAGCAGCGAUGUUUACACGGAAGAUGUUGGCGCGGAGGAUCAGGAGCCAAUAUAUAGCCUGUGCAAGGGCGACGAUGACGGGGUCUCCCUGAACCGACAGCUCGAGGACUCGCGCUCGCGUAGCAAUAGCAUACUCAGUGUGAGCAGCUUCCGUGGGGACGGCAGCGAUCCGUCCAGCGCGAGGCCGUUACUGUCAGCUGACGAGUUAUCGGACCUGAUAGUCCGCAGGUAUCCCCCGCACCAAACUAUCAGUAACUCGAUAGACUCGGACUGUGAGUACGUGAUGCCACCACCGCCGCCGCCACCCAGGACGGACAGUGAUCGGCAAUUGCCGCCGCCACCGUAUCCGAGAGAGACCAUUGACUACGCGACGAUCAAUGUCUCGAAGAGGUCCAGCAUACCAGAGUUGGCCCGGGAACGUGAGCCACCACCGCCACCGCCGUACAACACCACCCGCGGUGACUUCGUCCCGUUGCCGCCACGACGAGCCGAUCCACCGCCGCCGCCGCCUCCGUACUCGUCGUCGCGAGAGAGAAUUCAAAUACCGCCACCCACCCCGCCGCGAAACGACGCUGUGACGCCGCGGGAACCUCCACCACCCCCGCCGCCCUCUCCUAGAAUCCAACCGCCUACCUAUCCGGGCGAUAAGAUGAAACCCACCCCCGUGCAUGCACCGGUUGCCGCUCUCGUGGUCGGCCCGAACAAUUACCUGGACGUGCACGCUUCCCGUAGCGGUCCGGUGCUUUUACCGUAUCUGACAACGCCACCGCCCCCGCCUCCUCUGCCACCACCGCCGAUAAUACAUCCGCGACAACCGCCGCCGCCACCGCCACCGCCGCCGCCGCCAUCAUCAUCAUCAUCGACGACGCAACAGUCGGCGUCCAGUCUGGCGACCGUUUACACAAGUCAAGUUUCUCGAUCGCAGAUAGAACAGUACAAACAACAACUUUACUCCGACGUCGAUUUCGUAAUAUUUCCACUCAAAGAUCCGGCGGUGUCGAAGCAAGAGUACAUUGACGCCAAGCAGGGUUCUCUCAUGGCGGCUAUGGCGGCUUAUCCGCCGCCACCGUAUCCGUCCUUCAGCAAGUCCUCGGUGAUGUAUCGUAGCACACCCUAUCUUCCUGGUUCCUCACUUUCCUCGCAAUCCAAGUACGCGUCCAACCAGAAUCUGAGCUCCAGCGACGUCGGUAGCUCAAGCGGGAAUUAUCUUCAAGGCAAUCUGAACAGCCACUACGCCGCUAGCACUAGCUCGCUUUAUAGCGGUGCAACCUGUUCGUCCACGGGCAGCCACAGUCUCAGAAGGGAACCGCCCGUGCCAACUCACCCUCACACGUUGGAUGCGUUCUCGCGGACUAGAAGCGACGAGAACAUCCUCAAAUGCUUGGAUAAUUUAAUUGCCAGCAAGAUGCAAUCUCUGCCGCAGUCCAAGCAUCGCAGGCUACCACCGCCGCCGCCGCCGCCGCCCUACGAAAUACAGAAUCUUGAAAAGAAUCAGCCGCUACCGUCGUCUUCCUCAACGACAACCUCCUCGUUGGCCGCCACGGCUACGAGCAAACUUAAGAAACUCAGCAAUGGCGUGGAGGAGAAUGACGAAGGAAAGGGCGACGAUAUGUUGGACAUCCGAACGCUUCGCGAGAAAAGUCGUAAUUUAGAUUUACCGUUAAUUUCCGCGCUAUGCAACGACCAAUACCUGCUGAAGCAGACGAAGGCCUUCGUCCUGCCGAAGCAUCCCAGCGAGAUAACUUCCACCGCCGCGUCCACGAAGAGCGGUACGCGGAGCAGCAACGGCGCGACGUCCAGCAGGAACAAGUAUCCGGUGAGCGGACUGUCAACAACGCAAAUUCAGAAACCACUUAGGAAAUCCUCGACGAGCACUCACAAGCAUCCCUCAGAGGCAAAGAGUAGUGCCUACAAGGUCAACGCCUCCUCCGCAGGAGUUUCGACCAUCAAGAAGGACUUCACAAGGGCAUCUCACUCCUAACGCUUGUGUAGACAACUUCUUUCUCAUUCAUAGACUCUUAUAGCUCAGGAUGAAAGUACAUUCUAUAAUCCCAUUCCAUAAUCACUAUCGCGCGUUACGUCGAUUUGAUGUUUAAUUAAUGCGACGUAAUAAGGAACCGUACGACAAGUUGAAUGUCGUUCCCGCGGACCGUGCUUCUUUGAUUCAGGGUGCCAUCUCGUUCGUUCGCUAUUUCUUCUCUCUCUUCUUUUACCGCACAAAUAUGUAGAAGCUCCAACUAGAUGAACGUUUGUUCCAAUAUUAUUAGAUGGAUACUUGAAUUUUUUCGUGUUAGACACUAAAGCGUUAUUGUCUCUUGCUCAAUUAUAUAUUGCGAUGAAAAUUCCAUUCAUAAGCCCCGAUAAAGGCGGCACUAGUCCCGCUCGUUGUUAGGAUAAAUCAUAGAGUUAUUGGCCAUUGCAUAUAUGGUAAUCAUGUGAUAAUAUUCAGAGAAUUAGAUAAUUUUAUUUAUAUAUUACGCUGCUUGCUUGUCUUAAUGGAUUAUUAGGAACCCGAAUUUAUAGGAAAUUCGUCCUUCCGGGCGUUAAUAUCGUCCAAUUGCGAUACGUUUGACGUUAUAGAAACUUUAAAUUGAAUAACAUCUCGAGAAUAUCAGCAACCAAUGCAUGCUGAAAUAUAAUUAAUUAUUUUAAUCGCUGAAGUUUGAUUUACAAAGCUACUCAAGCAGUAAUCCUCUAUUUAUUUCGAUUAUAGAAUUAAAUUAUGAUAAGAUUAGAGUACAAUUACGUACUUGUAUAUUGUUUUCGAUGCGAUGCUUACUGACAAUUCUGACGAAAGUAAAUAUUGCGUGGGUGGCCAAUAAUGAUAUAGUUUACCCUACUUUAGUUUACCCUAUAUAUCAUAAAAAAAGAGAAAUGACUUCCUCACGUAAUAUAAUCACAGAAUACAUAUAUAUUUCGGAUAAAAACACUUGUGUGAUUAUUGUAAUUAGACGAAUAGUAGCUAUUCUAGAAUUUUCAGGAGUAAUAUUUAUUAUCGAGCAAUGUCCCGUCCAUCCUUUAAUUUCUUUCAGUGCUUAUUCCGUAGCACAAUAUUAUCAAAGCAUCUUAAUGCACAUAUAGUGCCGCUAGUGUAGCUGAUCCUUUUUGUACUUUUGUAAUUGAUACGGUUCAACAUUACAAAGCUACCACCCAAAUUUACUGACCUGAUUGGAAAAAUUAAUCGUUAAAUUUAUAUGCAAUACUUGUAAGUGCAAUGCAGGAUAACAUUUUUAAUAUCUCGCUUUUUUUUAUUAAAAAUAUUUCCGAAAUAUUUCGGGGGUCCCGAAAUAGCGACCUCAUUCGUUUCUCGCAUUACUUAUAAUUUGAUAAAUUUUUAAUGCGGAAUUAAUUUUAUUUCGGAUCCUGCAAGGGAUCGCACACCUCUAGAAUUAUAAGAGAAUCAAAUAAACGAAAGUGCAACAACUUAAUAAAAUUGUUACAAUAAAAGAACAGCAAUUUAGUCCUAAAAAUAGCUUACACUAAUUGUCAUUAGAGUUUAAUAUUGUAUUACAAAUUCCGCAUCUGUACAUAAUAUUGCGUAACACUACGUAAUACUGCGUGAUUUUAUACGUAGACAAAAAUCUCGUGUGUAUGUAUCCCACGCGCCAUCUCAGUUAUAAAUAAAUAAAAUCUUUUGUAAUAAAAGA
Messenger RNA from Vollenhovia emeryi, 5567 nucleotides. RefSeq names its product protein expanded-like. Gene Ontology annotation, biological process: positive regulation of hippo signaling. The record is from RefSeq and is a predicted model, not a curated record. Lineage: Eukaryota; Metazoa; Arthropoda; Insecta; Hymenoptera; Formicidae. Gene Ontology annotation, cellular component: cytoplasmic side of apical plasma membrane; cytoskeleton. The transcript is spliced from 12 exons. Bases 56 to 3901 code for a protein of 1281 amino acids.